GUCUGCCGCCACACCUUCCCUCGCACACGUUUCUUGUAGUGGGCGUCCUCGCACUCUCUCAAGCAUCUGCUGACUCAGGAGGUUUUGUGCAGGGAAUCAGCUGGAAGUACUGCACUGGUGCAGCGGAAAAUGCCGAGGCAGCUGCAACUCGCCAGCUUUUAAAAUUGUACUGUUCCUGGCGCAAUUCUACUAUAGUGACCAGCUUUCCUGAUGAUCGCCACAACGGCCGCCGACAGCCACAGAGAGAGUGAGGAUGUGUCGCUGGAGUCUAAUGCUACGGAGAUCAGGAUCACAGUGAACCGUGCAGAUGACGAGAAGAGCAUCAGCAUCACGGGCGCAGAGGAGCGCGGAGUCUGGGGCAACAAGAUUGAGUUCGUGCUCUCUUGCCUCUCCUUUGCCGUCGGCCUGGGCAACAUAUGGCGUUUUCCCUACCUCUGCUACCGCAAUGGGGGAGGCGCGUUCCUCAUUCCAUACGCCAUCAUGCUGCUGGUGACUGGCCUGCCGCUGUUCUUCUUUGAGCUCAGUUUAGGCCAGUUCGGCAGGGAAGGGCCCAUCACCAUAUGGAAGGUGGUGCCACUCUUCCAAGGUGUUGGUGUUGGAAUGUUCAUGAUUGCCUUCUUCAUCGCCCUCUACUACAAUGUCAUCAUCGCAUGGGCCUUCUUUUACCUCUUCUCCUCUUUCACGGCUGAGCUGCCAUGGCAGUCUUGUGACCACUGGUGGAACACUGAUGCUUGCAAGAGGUUUGACACCAAGAAUUGCACCACCCACAAGGGCAUCAUGUCGUUCAACGGCACCUGCUUCUUCAGGGACCAGGUGAACCAGAGUGAGUGGGACGCACUCAACCAGACGGCGCAAGGAAUGAAGCUGCCCGCCGACGAGUUCUUCCAUAACUUCAUGCUCGGGAUCUCCCAGGGCUUCCACGACGACGACGGACACACCCUGCAGUGGCACCUGUCACUGUGCCUCGUGCUGUCCUGGGUGGUGGUCUUCUUCGGGCUCUUCAAAGGUGUCUCCAGCAUGGGCAAGGCUGUGUACUUCACUGCUCUCUUCCCCUACACCGUCCUCAUUAUCCUCUUCGCCCGAGCCGUCACCCUCCCUGGCUACGUCGACGGCAUCACCUUCUACAUCACCCCGCAGUGGGACAAGCUGCUCAAGGCCAGGGUGUGGGGCGACGCUGCCAUGCAAAUCUUCUUUUCCCUGGGGCCGUGCUGGGGGGGCCUCAUUACUCUCGCCUCUUACAACAAGUUCAAUAACAACUGUCUCAGGGAUGCCAUUUUCAUCUGCAUCGCCAACUGCCUCACCAGCUUCUUCUCAGGUUUCGUUAUCUUCGGAAUCGUGGGUUUUAUGGCUCAUUCCAUGGGCGUGCCCGUGGAGGAUGUUGCGGCGCAGGGAGCGGGACUGGCCUUCGUGGCAUACCCGGAGGCCGUGGCCCGCCUGCCGCUCUCGCCCCUGUGGUCCAUCCUCUUCUUCGUCAUGCUGCUCACCCUGGGCCUCGGCUCCCAGUUCACCAUCGUACAGACUGUGAUCACUUGUCUUGUGGAUUUCCUCGGCAUUCGUAGGCAUUACAAGAAGACGUGCACGAUGGUGUGCAUGGUGGGCUGCGCCAUCGGUCUCAUCAUGUGCACGAGACACGGCAUGUAUGUCCUGCAGCUUCUCGACAACUACUCCGGCACCUACUCGGCCCUCAUGAUCGGUUGUAUUGAGUUGAUCGCAUUGUGUUGGGUGUACGGCGUGGACAACUUCAUGGAGGACAUUAAAUUGAUGCUGGGGAAAACGCCCUUCCCUUACUACUACUGGAAGAUCGUGUGGCGCUUUGUCACCCCGUUGAGUGUGUUCGUGAUCCUCAUUUUCACCUUCCUGGAUUACUCCCCGACCGAGUAUGGCGCUUACAAGUUCCCAGUGUGGGCAGACGUGAUGGGCUGGCUGAUCUCCUUCUCUUGCGUGUUGGUGGUGCCUGUGCGGGCCUGCUGGCUCAUGACAGGCAAGAGUGGUCCCCUGUGGGCGAGGGUACAGCAGCUGUGUCGGCCUGAAGCAGAGUGGGGACCAGUGCGCAGACGAACAGACGACUCUGUACUCAACUACAUCGAUUCCAAGACACCCCUCGCUAACGAUGAUGAGCAGCACGAGAUGGACCGCGAGUCACCCUACCUCACGCGAGUGUCCGAGGAGUGGGAGGACGAGGAGGACGACGGGCUGCAGAUGAAGGCUCCUUCCAACGCCAAAAUCUAAGCUUCCCCAUAUUUUUUUCAUCGGUGAUCACCGUCGCCCAUACCAGUUCCUUCAAGUAUCUUGCCUCCGCUGCCUCAGAUUACCUGGGGGAGUCGCCCUAAUGUGAUAGCGACCAAAGAAAUCAACAUUAGACUUAUGACAGUUCAUGAAGCAAUGAAGCAGAGUAUUUCAUAUGUUUUUCGCAGGAGGCCAAUUUUCAAGAACAAAUCAGCUGGCUGCUCAAAACAAUAACAUCUACAGACCUGGCGACCUGGCAUCUGUUUACCUGGCGACGCUGCGUAGGAAUUUGCAUGACGCUGUGGCAAGACUUGAAAAAUGACGGUAACAUCACUUUCAUCAUGACGAACACCCCAAGCGACAGGAGGCGGCCGUGUCCAAUUCCCUAUACCUGUUGGAGUCUGGCUAGACUUGCUGUGUUGGCUUCACUUGGACACCACCUACAGGUUCUCCGACCUGAUCUACUCGUAACCUUCACUAAAUCCCACUACCACUGCUACUGCUGCUAUUGCUACUACUACUACUACUACUACUACUACUAUUACUACAUGAACAACAGCAACAACAACAACAACAACAACAACAACAACAACAACAACAACUACUACUACUACUACUACUACUACUACUGCUACUACUACUACUACUACUACUACUACUACCACCACUACCACUGCUUCUGCUGCUGCCAUUGCCACCAUAAACGCCGUCACCAUUUCAGUUGAUACAGCCUCCACUGUUCAAGUUAUUAUUCCUGACGUACGUACGUGAAGCAGCGUCACACUGCUUUAACAGUAACAUACGUAACGUCGUAGUUGCUACAUUGCUACAGAACUUCUCCCAAGUUAUACACCAAAGUUGAGAUCUAAGACCGACGUGACGAGGGAAAGAUUGUAAAUCAAUAGAGUAAGUGAAGACUGGAAAGUGUGUGUGUGUGUGUGUGUGUGUGUGUGUGUGUGUGUGUGUGUGUGUGUGUGUAUGUUAGAGAUGUAUCGAAAAUAAAAAUGCGGAUGCACAGAUGCGGAUGCGGA
This is a messenger RNA of Scylla paramamosain (green mud crab), 3257 nucleotides long. RefSeq names its product sodium- and chloride-dependent glycine transporter 1-like. Lineage: Eukaryota; Metazoa; Arthropoda; Malacostraca; Decapoda; Portunidae. Gene Ontology annotation, cellular component: plasma membrane. The transcript is spliced from 15 exons. The record is from RefSeq and is a predicted model, not a curated record. Gene Ontology annotation, biological process: sodium ion transmembrane transport. Bases 211 to 2229 code for a protein of 672 amino acids. Gene Ontology annotation, molecular function: L-amino acid transmembrane transporter activity.